AUGUUGAGACGAAGUCGUCGUUUAUCAGAAGCUAAGGAAGCAACUAACUACAAUGGUGGUUCGAUCAGUAAAAAAAAGAUCAAAUUUGAUGAUAAUGAUGUGAUGACUUGUAGCAAAGAUGGAGAAACUGUUGCUAAUAACAGUUCGACGAGAGAGAAUCAUGAAGUGAUUUUAUCAAAGAAAUCAUCAAAAACAAAUCUGAAAGAUAUGCCUUUGAAAGAAAGAAGGAAAACGGUCGAUGAAAGGGAGAUUCUUGAUCAUAAAAGCUCAAAAAUGGAAGAUGUGGACUCUGUCAGCGAAAAUGUGCAAAAUUUCGGUGUUGAUGAGAAAGCGAGCACAUCGAAUACUUAUACGGAAGAGGCCAUCACAAAAUCGGAUAUGAUAAGUAUGGAUGGUGAAAGUUUGGCAGUAAUUUUAAAUCAAGGUUUGACGAGCAGUGAUGCUGAAAAAAUCGACGCAGUAUUGUUGAAAGCAGAUGCACGCACGAUAUCAGCAACGCUGAAUGACUUACCAGUCACACAAAUUAUACCUUUACUUAAGGAAAUUGAAUAUCGUUGCAGAAAUCGCAGACAUUUUGAGAGUUGUUGGAUGCGAUGGUUGCAGUGUAUUUUUUCUAAGCAUAUGGCUUAUCUCUGCACAAUUGGCACUUUAAAAGAAGAUUUAUCAUCUUUAUUUGGUUGGUUUAGUAAAAGAGCAGCAAAUAUGGAUGAGCUGUUGCAAGUAAGCGGUAAACUUUCCUUGAUCAAUGAACAAAUUAAUCGUCGCAUGUGUCCGCAGUUGUUUGUCUCGCAACAACCAAGUAUUUCUUUCGAAGAUGAUGGUGACAUAUCUGAAACAUCGGGUGAAAUGAAUGACCUUGACGAUGAAGAAGAAAGUGUUGAAAGUGUGGAAAAGUGGUGGGAUGACGAGGAAGUUGGAUCUGGUGAAAGUCACUUCUCAUCUGAUGACGGGAAUGGAAAAGGAAGAAGCGACUUAAAUCUCGAUGGGGAUAAUCAGGAUAUAAGUGAUGAUAAUAGUGAUUAUAUUGAUGAUGACGAUGAUGAUAAUGAAAAUGACAGUGAUAACAGUGAAAUAGAAAUGGAAUAUUGA
Brugia malayi is the source of this 1089-nucleotide messenger RNA. RefSeq lists its product as uncharacterized. The transcript is spliced from 8 exons. The record is from RefSeq and is a predicted model, not a curated record. Gene Ontology annotation, cellular component: nucleolus. NCBI's taxonomy places the organism in Eukaryota, Metazoa, Nematoda, Chromadorea, Rhabditida, Onchocercidae. Gene Ontology annotation, biological process: maturation of SSU-rRNA from tricistronic rRNA transcript (SSU-rRNA, 5.8S rRNA, LSU-rRNA). The coding region runs from base 1 to 1089 and encodes 362 amino acids.